AUGGCCAACCCUUCCUUACGCCCUUUUCGGGUAUUUUUGUUUUCCCUUGGAAUGGCAGUAGUCAUGUACACAGCGGCUUACCACAGCUACUACAGCGCUAGCUUGUCUACUGGAAGAAGCGUUAGUUCCACGGCGCUCGCUCUACUGGCGGAUCAUGCUGCGGCGGAUAUCGAUGCGCCUUCCAAUGCUUCUACUACUGAUACUGAUAGUAACAACAGCAACAGCAGCAAUGCCGAGGUCAAAGCGCUGCGACAAAAAGUACAACAACUCGAAGAACGGGUAAAAGACCUCGAACACAAAGUUGCCUCAACUCCCGAAACUUUACCCCAUCCAGUCAGUAGACUUUCCACGACCACCACUUCCCCACAACUUUCCACGAUCACUUCCACGCCCACCAACAGUUCCAAAAAGAACGUCCAAAGAUUUCCCAUCAAAAGAGUCUAUCGUGGCAAGACCAAUGCUACACAAACUAGUACACUUGCCAAGCCAGGCACUGGUACCGCCAGACUUGCUAAAUCACUCCUUAGCAAGAAGACCAAUGCUACUAGUACUAGUACUGCUACCACACCACCACCUACUACAAGCACUACCAUUCGCAAGCUACUGCCUUCCCAACUCAAGCUACCAACUCCCAUUAUUGUCAUGGGACUGCAAAAGGCUGGCACCACUUCCAUUUACUCAUACUUUACUUGUGGCAUGGAGGGAAAAUUGUCCCAUUACGACUGUAGACCACCACCCGCCAACAAAACAAACGGAGGAAAAGCGGAACGCUAUGGACUCAGCUGUGGCAAAGCAAUGCUAUGGAAUAAAAGAGCAAACAACAAACCGCUCUUUGAUGGAAUUGAUGAUUGGGAUCUGUAUUCAGAAAUUGAUGCACCGCACAACAACUUGCUCAGUGGAGUCAUCUUGCCACAAGUGUCGUGGAUACAGGAUAUUCACGAAGCCUUUCCAAAUGCUACUUGGAUAUUGAAUUACAGAGAUCCCGAAAAAUGGCUAUCUUCUAUUGACCGAUGGAAGGAUCUACGCAAACGAUUCAUCCAUGCACACUACCCACCAUUCUUCCGCAAGGGGCGAGGCAAAACAGACCAACAAAUGAUUGACUUUUACAAUGAACAGGCUGCUCGAGUCGUAAACUUUACACAGGCUCAUCCAGAUCAUCAUCAUAACCUUGUGCAGGUCAAGAUUGACAGUCCAGAUGCCGGGCAAGUACUCGAAGAGGCAUUUGGCAUUACACAGAACUGCUGGGGAAACAAGAACCACAACAAGGGUGAUGCUUAUUGGAAUCCAAACUAA
Molecule: messenger RNA, 1293 nt
Organism: Seminavis robusta
Lineage: Eukaryota; Bacillariophyta; Bacillariophyceae; Naviculales; Naviculaceae
Source: the annotation of a GenBank genome assembly